AAACGAAGGAACCCCCAAAAACACACAAUGAAACUCUGAUAAGGAACUGCUCAUUCUUCAGAAACCUCGUUAAACCGUUCAUCACUCGAUCACGAUGAUCAACUGUCUUCAAUCUGUAUGCUGUAGUCCGACUUUGUUGGGUUCUUCUUCUUCUUACUCCUUUCGAAACAGUUUCAAAGUUGAUACUCAUUAUCCCACUGGAAUCAAACAGUUCAAUUGCUUCAGAAAGGCUAGAAUUUCCGAGAAAAAUCCAAGUAAUUUUGUUGUAAAUGGAUUGCCAUUUCCAGUAGAUCCAUGGUCACCCACCAUUGAUUCACAGAGUAUAGCUUCACAACUCUUUGCUUUCUCAUUGUUUCCAUACAUUGGGUUUUUAUAUUUCAUCACCAGAUCCAAUUCCGCGCCGAAGCUUACCCUUUUUGGUUUCUACUUCUUGCUUGCUUUUGUGGGUGCCACCAUCCCAGCAGGAAUUUACGCCAAGGUGCAUUAUGGAACUUCCUUAUCAAACGUGGAUUGGUUACAUGGUGGUGCUGAAUCACUUCUCACUUUGACCAACCUGUUUAUCGUUAUCGGCCUCAGACAAGCUCUUAGAAAAGCCAAUCAUGCAAAGGAACUUGCACGUGAUGCUGUUUCAGAGGUAUCAGAUGACAACACUCCAUCCACUUGACCUUCAUCCUAUCAUUCUGUUAUGGAAUUUAUAUGCAAAGUAGAUAAAAGAAAGAUGUAUGAUAAUAUAUUAUGUAAUAUACAUGUUUGAUCUUACUACUAUGUAAUUAUGUGCAUUUACACA
Molecule: messenger RNA, 787 nt
Organism: Cynara cardunculus var. scolymus (artichoke)
Lineage: Eukaryota; Viridiplantae; Streptophyta; Magnoliopsida; Asterales; Asteraceae
Exons: 3
Coding region: 95-664 (189 amino acids)
Source: RefSeq, a predicted model, not a curated record